CAGAGCCGCUUACUGUCCCCCGUUGCAUAUGCGUAACGUUGACGUUGAUGCUUAUGAUGCUCUGACUACCGACGAUCACUGGAAUACGAAUGUUCCUGUCGAUGGGGCUAUUCAGGAAGGAAUGACAUUUCACAACAAAGAAGAUUGUUUGCAUGCAAUCAAGUCUUUCCACAUUCGACAAUCGCUGGAUUACGAUGUUAUACACUCAGAUCCAACAAGAUAUGUCAUUCAAUGUACACUCGAGACUUGUCAAUUUAAGUUGAGAGCUUCCUUUAGAAAAAAGACUGGCAAAUGGAAGAUUGGGACCAUGAUGGGUCCACACAAUUGCACAUCGACUUUAAUGUCGCAGGAUCAUCGCAAGCUCAACUACAAGCUUAUAAGCCAAAGCAUCAAGACACUUGUGCAUGCGGAUGCCUCGGUAACGCCAAAAUUGAUCAUUGCGCACAUUAAAGAAAAGUUUAACUACACAACCACGUAUCGAAAGGCGUGGUUAGCAAAGAACGCUGCCAUCGAAUCUAUUUACGGGAAAUGGGAGGAAUCAUAUAAUGAUCUUCCGCAAUGGUUGAAUGUGAUGAAGGAGACGAUGCCAGGGACCGUCUUCGAUUUAAAAACGCAGAUUGGCGAGAAUGGAGAGACACAAUUUCAUCGUCUAUUUUGGGCCUUCUAUCCAUGCAUCAAUGGGUUUAAGUAUUGCAAACCAGUUGUCCAUGUCGACGGGACGUGGUUGUAUGGCAAGUACAAAGGAACAUUGUUGCUUGCGGUAGCACAAGAUGGAAACAACAAAACGAUUCCAAUCGCCUUUGCGCUUGUCGAAGGUGAGACAAAGGAGGGCUGGAGUUUUUUUUUUGAAAAAUCUAAGAAGGCACGUCACAAAGGGAAUAUCUGUCUGCAUGGUCUCCGACAGACAUGAAUCAAUUAAAAGCGCAUUCAAUGACCCAAGGAAUGGUUGGCAAGCAACUGGUUCAGCUCAUGUGUACUGCAUUCGACACAUUAAGCAGAAUUUCAUGAGGACAAUCAAGGAUGGAGAUCUUAAGGAUGUUGUCAAUAAUAUGGGAUAUGCCCUAAACGUACCCUUGUUCAAUUACUAUCGUGGUGUAAUCCAGGAGGCAAAUCAGCGUGCAUUAGAUUGGGUGGACAAUAUUCCGAAAGAAAAGUGGACUCAAGCAUAUGAUGAGGGUCGACGAUGGGGCCAAAUGACAAGCAACAUCGUUGAGUCGUGGAACUCUGUGUUUAAGGGAACACGCAACCUACCUGUUACACCUAUAGUUCAAUCAACCUACUAUAGGCUGGCAUGUCUCUUUGCUGAUAGGGCUCAAAAAGAGUUUGCAAGGGUAGGUUCCGGAGAUUUGUUCAGUGAAUAUUGCCAAAAUGCGAUUCAGGAUGACAUUGUUAAGUCCAACACCCAUCAUGUCGAACAGUUUGACCGAGAAAGGUAUACCUUCUCAGUCCGUGAGACCGUCAACUACAGGGAAGGAAGGCCAAUGGGAACUUUCAAGGUGGACCUACGAGCGGGGUGGUGUGAUUGUGGGAAAUUUCAAGCUUUACAUUUGCCAUGUUCUCAUGUCAUAGCCGCGUGUUCUUCAUUUCGCCAUGACUACACAACCCUUAUUCCACCUGUGUUCAAAAACGAGAGUGUUUACUCCAUCUACAACACAGCCUUCAAAGUAGUCCACGACAAGAGUUAUUGGCUUCCAUACGACGGUCCCGUGCUUUGCCAUAAUCCAAACAUGCGAAGACUAAAGAAAGGUCGACCCAAUAGUACCCGCAUAAGGACUGAAAUGGACGAGGAGGUGGUGGAGAGGACUCCAACGCCGAGACGGUGUGGGUUGUGUCGGCAUACCGGUCAUAUUAGGAGAAAUUGUCCGAGUUUAAAUAAUCGGUAG
Medicago truncatula (barrel medic) is the source of this 1883-nucleotide messenger RNA. RefSeq lists its product as uncharacterized. Lineage: Eukaryota; Viridiplantae; Streptophyta; Magnoliopsida; Fabales; Fabaceae. The record is from RefSeq and is a predicted model, not a curated record. The transcript has 2 exons. Bases 771 to 1883 code for a protein of 370 amino acids. Gene Ontology annotation, molecular function: zinc ion binding.